AUGCCUGCGCCGCGCAGAAUCGCACGUCUCCCACGCUGUAGCCACUCGAGGGUACUAACUACAGUUCAGGUUCGGACAUCGGUCCAGCUCGGUCUGCUCGUAGUCAUCGUCGUUCUCCUGGUGUUAUUUCUCGACAGCCGCUACAGCGUGCUCCCGCAAGCUGUGCACAACCACCUACCGCUCCACCACGAAGGCCUCGUAAUCACAGACAUUACUAUACAGACGUGCUCAUCGCUGAACCCGAUAGCGAAGUGCCAUCUCGACCAACAACAAUGGCAUCGUGUGGAAAAGGACUUGUACCUGGGCACGGGCUGGGUGUCGAAGGCAUAUGUUCACAUCAAGCGCAAGAAAGAGGAGGAGCUCACAGACGAAGACAAAGUCAUUCUGGACGUGCGCACAGGAAAGCUGGACCCUGCCAUGGCAGACCAGUCGCAAGCAUCCGAGAAAUGGGAGUCGCGCCCGGCCGGCAUAUGGAUCAAGCGGUCGGCCAGGCGGCACGCAAGCGACUCGAAGAAGACCAUUACUGCUGUAGAUGUACUCUUCGGCGCGGACGCGACAGAGUCUCGCCCUGGAUGGCAACUGGUCCCCAAUGGGGCUGUACACCUGGAUACCGGUGGUGACGACAAGGUGCCGCAUUUAUCGAUUCGCAGAGGACAACCGGAGGCGGUCACGAAACCUGUCCCUAGAAUCACGAAGGAUGGUAAAUUUAAGAUCAUGCAAAUAUCAGAUCUGCAUCUCAGCACCGGAGUACGGCCCUGUAGAGACCCAGAGCCGAAAGACUACAAUGGCGGACAUUGUGACGCCGACACCAGGACCCUGGAGUUUGUGGAGAGACUGCUGGAUGAUGAGAAGCCUGAUAUGGUGGUCCUAUCCGGCGACCAAGUUAAUGGCGGCACAGCACCCGAUGUUCCCAGCGCGCUUUUCAAGAUUACCGCUGUUCUCAUUGAGCGCAAGAUCCCGUAUGCCGCCAUCUUUGGCAACCACGAUGACGAAGGAGGCGUACUCAGCCGUGCUAGUCAGAUGCAGCUUUAUGAGUCGCUCCCCUAUUCGGUUUCCGAGGCCGGACCUACGUCUAUUGAUGGCAGUAUGGGUGUCGGCAAUUACUACGUCGAAGUCCUCGCCCACGGAGCCAACCGACAUUCCGCCCUCACACUCUACUUCCUCGAUACUCACGCCUACUCCAAAGAUGAGAAGAAGUACAAAGGCUACGACUGGCUCAAACCUAACCAGAUCCAAUGGUUCAAGAAGGCUGCCGAUAGCUUGAAAGAAUCGCACAUGAAGUACACCCAUAUCCAUCUAGACAUGGCCUUCAUCCACAUCCCUCUCCCAGAAUACGCCAUUGUAGAGAACGAACGUCUCGGUCAGAGUCCAGAGCGUGUCACGGCGCCACGUUUCAACACACACUUCAAAGACGCUUUGGUGGAACAGGGCAUUAAGGUUGUAUCUUGCGGUCACGACCAUGCGAACGACUACUGCAUGCUCUCGAAGAGCCAGCAGAGCGAUCCUGAGCUGUGGAUGUGCUACGCUGGCGGAAGUGGCUUUGGAGGAUACGGUGGCUACGGCGGCUUUCACCGACGGAUUCGCCUUUUCGAAGUCGACACCAACCAAGCGCGGAUUUCCACAUGGAAAAGACUAGAGUAUGGCGAUAUUGCUGCUCGACUGGACGAACAGAUCAUUGUCGAUUCUGGCAAGGUAUUGCCAAUGCAAAGUCGGUAG
Didymosphaeria variabile is the source of this 1716-nucleotide messenger RNA. RefSeq lists its product as uncharacterized. Gene Ontology annotation, molecular function: phosphoprotein phosphatase activity. The record is from RefSeq and is a predicted model, not a curated record. Gene Ontology annotation, cellular component: cytoplasm. NCBI's taxonomy places the organism in Eukaryota, Fungi, Ascomycota, Dothideomycetes, Pleosporales, Didymosphaeriaceae. The coding region runs from base 1 to 1716 and encodes 571 amino acids. The transcript is spliced from 2 exons.